UCUCCUUUGACAGGGUCUAUGUCCCUUCAUAUAAAUACACCACCUUCCAUGGAAGGAAACCAUAGCAACUAAACCACCAACUGCCAUCUAUUUCCUUGCCCACAACCCACAAGACUCUGCUAAAACAACUAACUAAGGAAGAUAUGGGUCGGAAGAGAAAGGGUGGUGGUGAAGCUGUGGAGGACAAAAACUCUACUGAAGCAACCGUGGCCUGGGAUGAGAUGGUCAAGGAAGGUGCACUAGGAGGUGUCAGGAGAGUUAGGAAGCGAUUUGUCGGUGUCCGGCAAAGGCCUUCAGGCAGAUGGGUUGCUGAGAUUAAGGACACCAUUCAAAAAAUACGGGUGCGGUUAGGUACCUUUGAUACUGCUGAGGAAGCAGCAAGAGCUUAUGAUGAAGCUGCUUGUUUGCUUCGUGGUGCCAAUACAAGAACAAAUUUCUGGCCUUGUUCUUCAUCUUCUUCAACAACUCCAGCUCUCCCUUCAAAGAUUACGAAUCUUCUUCUCCAAAGGCUCAAAGCUAGUCCCCCUUCUGUGCCCCCUUCUCUUCCCAUCAAUCUGCAAGAACUGCAAGAAGUGGAAGAAUAUAGAGAAGAAACAGCAGAUUUUUCAGACACCCAAUUCACUGAUUUCCUCAAUGAUCCUGAAGAUUACACCACUUGCAGCAACGAUAACAUUAAUACUACUAGUUCAAGUGCUGUUGAUUACAUGGAAAGAAGUCUCGAGCCAUGUUUAACUGAGAAAGAAGAUAAUGGAGGGAGAGAAUUGGAUUUUGAGUACUGUAACUGGCAUGAUAUAGCAGAGUCUUGUAGCUUUAAUGUUAACAACUCAGAAGAUGAAGGCGAAGAAGAUGAGGAAGAAGACGAAGGAGAAGGGAUCGAUAUGGGUGCCUUAGAUUUCCAUUUUGUUGAUGAUGUUGAAUCAUCUUGUUACUACUCUCCUUUCGAAAUUGCAGAAGAGAUUGAUGAGCCAGUGGAGCCAGUGACCUUUGGAGAUGAGUGUUCAAUGCUUAGAGCAGCCAUGAAGAGGAUGAAAUAUGAAAGAAAAUUCUCUGCUUCUCUUUAUGCCUUCAAUGGGAUUCCUGAGUGCAUAAGGUUGAAGCUCGAAUCAGGAAAUGUGAAGGGAAGAGAAAGGUCUGCUCAAUUGACCAAUCUUCGAGACGCAUGUGGCAAGAUCAAAGAGAAGGAGAGGAAAGCAAAAGAAGAGAAUUUGGAAGUAAUGGAGAAGAAACAGGAGAACUCACAAAGCUCCUCAAUUAAAAUGGAGGCUUCUGCUUCAUCAUCUUCUUUGAGCAAUGAUGGUGAAUUGUCGCUUUGGAAUUCCCUUGAUCUUCCACCAAUAUGCUUUGUUAACUAAUUUCAUACUCUGAGAUUCACAAGUCAACCACACAUAGUUGAAUCGAUAUCAGGCAAUUCUAAUCUUUAGUUAUAUAUAUGUAAAUGUUGAGAAACAUCCAUACAUGAUUUACCAUCACGAUAUAGCUGAAACCAUACACAACUACUUGAUCUUAGUUAAAGAUUCUUUAUU
Molecule: messenger RNA, 1523 nt
Organism: Manihot esculenta (cassava)
Lineage: Eukaryota; Viridiplantae; Streptophyta; Magnoliopsida; Malpighiales; Euphorbiaceae
Product: ethylene-responsive transcription factor ERN1
Exons: 1
Coding region: 144-1352 (402 amino acids)
Biological process (GO): regulation of DNA-templated transcription
Molecular function (GO): DNA binding; DNA-binding transcription factor activity
Source: RefSeq, a predicted model, not a curated record